Capronia epimyces CBS 606.96 is the source of this 4350-nucleotide messenger RNA. RefSeq lists its product as uncharacterized. The transcript has 2 exons. The record is from RefSeq and is a predicted model, not a curated record. The coding region runs from base 1 to 4350 and encodes 1449 amino acids. NCBI's taxonomy places the organism in Eukaryota, Fungi, Ascomycota, Eurotiomycetes, Chaetothyriales, Herpotrichiellaceae.
AUGUCGCAACAAGGCUACCAGCUUUCUGCCUCGGACGAGGAUGGCCUACCGUUGCGCCCGAUUCAUCCGCGAAACCCAGUCUCCUCCUCUUACACUCCACUCUUGAGUCAAGAAGAGGAGUCAUCACCAUUUCAGCCUCAAGCAAGUCCCAUUCUCGAGGCCACAGAACCGACACUUGCCCACGACCACACAAGCCCAACUCCACCAAAGCAACCGCAUUCGCAGUACGCCACUCUUCAAACUGUAGAUAUUGAAGACAGAACCAGCAAUAAUCCGCAACAACCGACGCUGUCCACGGGGUUUCCGAGGACACCGCUCUGGAAGCCAGUCUCGCUCAGAUGGCCCGUUUUGCUCUCCACCCUCGUUGUCGCUCUGGUACUCGGGCUGGUGGUGGUUUUUCUGUUGGCGUAUUCCGUUGUGCACGAUGGCCUCGGGCAUGACGACGGCUCUUCUGCCAUCCUUUUCGGAUGGCGGUUUACUCCCACCCUCGUCACCGUUUUAUAUGCAAUACUGACCACCAUUACAUUGCAUGACGCCGCCCGGACUGAAUCUCUUGCGCGCAUGUCCCACGUGUCCGGCGCCUCCUCAACUUCAAGCUUGUUCAAGAACCCCGGACAGUGGUGGUCUAUCAUUGCGGACAGCUUAAGGAAGCGUGAGAAUCAUGGGCAUCUCAACUACUUCCUUCUGGCAACUGUACUCGUUCAUGUCAUCGGCUCCUUGUUGAUUAACCCUCUGUCCUCGGCCUUGUUGCAAAGUCAGCCCGUGGAGCUGGUUUCGAGGGUACCGUUUACUCGAUAUGCGGUUUCUAGCGAUGAUGCUAUCAGCAUGGCGGCCGAUGACCUUGUGUAUUUCCGAACCAUCGGCAAUAUUCUCCAAAAUCUCACAACAUCCGCUUGGUUGACGGACAAGUACGCCAUCGUACCAUUCUCGCCGUCGUCUGUGACUUUAGACCUUGGGAUCGCUGGGACAGAAAAGGCCCAGCAAUGGCAAGCGAACACGACCGUGCUUUCUGUCGGGCUGGACUGUCAAGCAAUGCAAGUGCAAAAAGCCGUUUGGGUUGAGAACGUCACCGAAGAUGGCUCGACAUCCCCCCAUCAGUACAACUCACUGUUGCUGACGGACAAUGAGGGCUGUGAGGCAGGCAUAAAUGGAUUUUCUCAAUACAUGACUUUCUACGGCGGUGGCUCAUGGUUUGCACCACCCCGUGUUGUUUUGCCCAUUUGGGAUGACAACUCCUCAGGCCAGUAUUAUAACGCCACGCCACAAUGUGACGAUCGACAGGUUGUGCUGUCCACCAACGGCACCUGGAGUGGUGAUACGUCAGAUAGCUGGAACAAAUACUUCAAGGCCGCGGCAUGGUCCUGCAAGACCUCGUUCUACGCUGCCGACAUGCUUGUCACCGCGACCACAGGGCCGAGUGGGACCACUCUGGACGUUGAUGAUGCCGUGUUCAAUGCUCGUCGCAGUCUGCUGCCGGCCACGAGUCUCGAUCAGGAUCGCUUUGAAGAUGCCUUUUUGAACCUCAAUUGGACCAGCAUGAUCUAUACCCCCAACACCAACUCACUACCGAGCUUUGGAGGAGUGUCGGCAUUGCUGGCGGCCAUGUACGAUUUCAAUCCAGGCAGCAUGAUGGACACUGGGUCUGUCGGAGAGAGCGCCCGAAGAAUCAAACAGCGUUUCCUAGGUGAAAUGAUGAUUGCCAAUAUCGCCGAGAAUGGACCGGUUGUGCAUACUGGCCAGGUCAUCGAGAGUCCGCGGAGGGUCGUUGUCAACCUCCCCAUCGCCAUCUCGCUGGCUGUACUUUUCCUUGUUUCAGCUGGGCUGAUGGCCGUGGUUUUGUUCCUCUCGGGCCGACGUCCCUUGCAAUUGCACAAUGACCCUGCUUCAGUGGCAGCCGUGGUCAAACUCAUCGAAGGGAAUUCCGUCAUCCGCGAUUGUUUUAAGGCACGGGACGACGGCAAUGGAGCAUUGUCGGAUUGGAAAUUGGACCACACAACCCAUUUUUUGCGCGACGGACUCAUACGGUCAGUCAAGACCGUCGAUGAAGAACCCGCUCCUGUCCCGACUCAGACAGAUACCCAUCAAGAUUGGAGACCCUUCGUGGUACGACGGCUCGCGGGCCUCCUAUUGCUGUCGCUUUUGACUGUCGUAUUCGCUGCGAUCCUGGUGCUCUUCGUACUUGCGCAUACCGCCGGUCUCUACGAAUCCGCUUUCACGUAUCAGACUGACCUGCUCCCUUCCAGCAGUGACCUGUUCACGUUUGCGCCUUAUUCGAUAGUGCCCACCCUCCUCGCUGUCGUUAUCAGUCUGUGGUGGGAUGAUCUCGACGGGGCUUUCCGCAGACUCCAACCGUAUGUGACCAUGGCUCAUAAGGCGGUGCCUGCUGCGCCUAAUAUUGGCCUGUCAUAUUUGGCCACGCAUCCAGUCGGCUCUGUGGUCAAAGCAGUCAGGAACGGACACCUGCUCGUGGCAUUGGUUUCUGCCGGCGCCAUUCUCACCCAGGUCUUUACCGUGUCCAUGUCCGCAUUAUGGCAACGAGCCGACGGUUCUCGGACGGGUGAAAUGAACCUGAUCCGCAAUUGGGAGCCGAGGACUCAGCCGUUCGUUUACGUGUAUUCGGUUGGGAGUUCCAUGGGCGGAGGCGACCCUGAGGGACAGGAUAUCCUGUCCGACUUCUACGGCCACCUUUCGACCAACUGGCUCUACUCGGCAACCCUGCAGCUUGCAUACAACGGAUCAGAACCUGCUUGGAGCAUGGACGGCUGGAGCUUUGUGCCAGUGGAUCUAUCUUCCAUAACGGAGUCGCAGAUGUACACGAAUACCCCUACGACGAAUUCUUCGUCUACAAGUGGGAAUUCGACGUUGGGCAAGAGUGUUAAUAUCACCAUCAUCACGCCUGCACUACGAGCCACGGCAGAUUGUAGUAGCAUCGAAUCGACCACGAAUCUAUCAAGCUGGACUACCGACUGGGACCUGACCGACCCCGGAAUUUGGAAUGUCUCGCUGAAUCCAACCACGCUGACCAAGGGCUAUGAAGUCAACGGGCAAUUCGAGCUGAAUCGCGAGGCCAACUUUUCGACAACACCGAUCCUGAGCCGGGAAAGGACGAUUCUGUGUUGCGCCAACGCGUCCAGUCAGGCCCGCGACUCGGCUGCGAUUGGCUACUGGUCCAACAACUACCCGCAGGACCUGGUGUACGACUUCGAAUCGUCCACGGGUCUCUAUCCUCGUAACUUCACCAUGAAAUGGAUCCGAGGCACUGCGGAUCAACACUUCUACUCGAUGAAUUCGAGCUACGCAAGAGGCUAUGGAGAAGCCGACGAUUUCCGGCACCUCAUCUGGAAGGAGGCGCCUCGAAUGUCGGCGCUCAACUGCCAGCCUCGGAUUGAAUGGAGCAACGCCAGCGUGACGGUCGACAUGGCCACAGGUCGCGUCUGGAAGUAUUCAAUCAUCGACGCUCCCGAGACAGUCGACUGGCCUUGGAGCGACGCAUAUCUCACCCACAAUUACAGCCAGCCGGGAGACGGGACCGAAUCUGGGGUCAUACACGAUCAGGUCACCGUCAGCUACGGCGUACUGUUCCAGGACGCUCUAAUGUUUGCGGCAGACCUGCAAAAGCUUUGGCCCAGUGGCGGGUCAACCACUUCCCACGUGGAAGAUUUGGACGACAAGAACUUCAACUUUCGUCUGCCGCCUCAAGGCCUCAACACCGAUCUCAUGUCUUACUCCAUGUAUCAGCUCGCGCAAGGCGACCUGGAAGUGUUGAUGGACCCCACUCAGAUGGCACGGCUCGGGCAGCGGGUGUUGUCGACCUUCUUCCAGCAUUUCAUUUCUUCCAACGUUUCUGCCAGCGGCGGCUGGGGCUUUCAGCAAAUCGGGGCUACGUUGCCUGGGGACCUCGGGCAGAUCAUAGAUGACGGCUCGGGCGCGUCAAACCAUCAAGAUCAGAACAGCAGCUUGACGACGGACACGAACGCUCCAGCCCAUGUGGAUAUCGCGGUCGAAGUUCUGCAGAUGUCCCCAGUGGCCGCAUAUAUUUCGUUGAUCAUCCUGUUUAUUCUGGCACUGGUGACGAUGCUGGUGUAUUGCGUGGGCUACCGACAUUUGCGGAAACUGAGGUACGACUUUGACAAUCUGGCCAAUGUGAUCAGUGUCGUCUAUGACAGUCCCAAGCUCCAGCGCUGGAUCCAGCAGCAUCCUGAUCCCAAGGAGUGGACGAGAAGGAGCGGUCCUGGACCGAUGCCUCGAGUGCAACUUGGUCCGUUCAAAGGAAGUGGUGGACGAGAAGUAUGGGGUAUUGAAAUUGUGGAUGAUGAUGAUGAUUAUGACGAUGACGAACGGGAGGCGUAG